Hydatigera taeniaeformis is the source of this 1221-nucleotide messenger RNA. NCBI's taxonomy places the organism in Eukaryota, Metazoa, Platyhelminthes, Cestoda, Cyclophyllidea, Taeniidae. The record is from the annotation of a GenBank genome assembly.
AUGGAUCGCAGGUGGAUGUAUGCUAUCCUUGCCUUUGCAGCAGCUAUUUUAUUUUUCGUCUCCAUCGGUUAUAAGGGGUGGGAGUUGGAGGCUGAAAAUCAUCAGAUUGAGAAUGACCUUUUUCGUAGUUCUGAUGGAACGAUGGGUGCCCUCCUCUUGACAGCCGCAUUGAUUGUUCUAGUCGCAGGCAGUAUUCUUGUCCUCCUCCUUGUAUUUAACAAUUCUUGCUAUGCAAUAGCUGGCUGUGCAUUGGCGGUCAUCUCUGCUGUUCUCUCGAUCGCUGCCAUGUCCUACUACUCGGAUUUGCGUUUUAAUUGGUCACCUUUCAUUGCUACUGGGGCAACAACUUUGACGAUCACUCUGUCUGGCAUUCUUAUAUUUGAUCUGGAGAUAAAAAAGAAGGCAUUGAAGGAGGCGUUAAGUAUGGAUCGAAACGUACUGUACGCAGUUUUCGCUUUUGCAGCGGCACUCCUCUUCUUUGUCGCCAUCGGUUACGAUGGAUGGCGUUGUGAAGGCAGCAUUAUCAGUAAAAGCUGUCUUGGUCAUCCACAUAACGAUGUGACAGGCGCUCUCCUCAUCACUGCUGGUCUGAUCAUUUUAAUUGCCGACAUCUUCCUCCUCCUUCCAAUUAUUAUUUACUUCUCAUGGGGUGCAACAGUGGCCUGUGUGUUGACAGUCAUCUCUGCCAUUUUCGCAAUGGUUGGAACAUUCUUGCAUGUACAUGUGAACCAUCUUUGGUCGCCCAGCCUUGCAUCUGUUGCUACAACUCUAACGGUUAUUCUUUCUAGCAUCCUCGUGUUCGAUUUGACGCUCCUCUCAGAGGACAAGCAUCCUUCAAAGUCUACGGGCCCUUCCCUUCUGGCGGCCUUUUUCAUCUUCUUUGCCAUCGGUUUUAACGGAUGGAGUUGUCAAGGCAGCAUUCUGAGCGAAAGCUGUAUUCGUUCUGGUCCUAACGAGGUGACGGGAGCCCUCCUCUUAACGUCUGGCUUGGUAGUCCUCAUUGCGGGCAUCAUUCUCAUCCUUCUGGUUGUGCUCCACUACUCUUGGUGUGCAAUAGUGGCGAGUAUUUUGGCAGUAAUUUCUGCCGUUCUUUCUAUUGCUGGUGUCAUAUACUACGUGGACGCACAUAGACACUGGUCACCUUUCAUUGCGACGGCGGCCAUGACAUUGACAGUUGCCCUGUCCGUCAUCCUUAUCUUCGAUUUGGUAACCAGUCGCUGA